This is a messenger RNA of Amphimedon queenslandica, 1062 nucleotides long. Its product is annotated as signal peptide, CUB and EGF-like domain-containing protein 2. NCBI's taxonomy places the organism in Eukaryota, Metazoa, Porifera, Demospongiae, Haplosclerida, Niphatidae. The transcript is spliced from 8 exons. Gene Ontology annotation, molecular function: calcium ion binding. The record is from RefSeq and is a predicted model, not a curated record. The annotation marks the transcript as partial.
AUUGAUACUCUCUUAUAUUCUUCUCAAGAUAUUGAUGAGUGUAAUAUUGAAAAUGGAGGUUGCAAGCAAACCUGUCACAAUACUGCUGGAAGUUAUUCCUGUGUUUGUGAUAUGGGCUUUACUUUAGAUCUUCAUGAUAACUGCAUAGAUAUUAAUGAAUGUGAUACUAGUAAUGGAGGAUGUGACCAGUCUUGUCACAAUACAUUUGGUAGCUAUUACUGUACAUGCAACAACAGCUACUCACUCAAUGCUGACUAUCAUACUUGUGAUGAUAUUGAUGAGUGUGUCUAUGGUACUCAUGGUUGUAAUCAGAACUGUACUAAUACUAAUGGAUCUUAUCUUUGUUACUGUAUGACUGGUUAUCAUCUUAUGGACAAUCAAAAAACAUGCACUGAUACAAAUGAGUGUCUUUUGAGUAAUGGUGGUUGUUCUCAGUUGUGUACUAAUACUAUUGGUAGCUAUCAGUGUAACUGUAGGAAUGGAUAUCAGCUAAGUGAUAAUGAAAUUGAUUGUGAUGAUAUUAAUGAGUGUAUUAAUGGCACUCAUCUAUGUGAACACAACUGUUAUAAUACUAAUGGUAGUUAUGUCUGUGAUUGUGAACCAGGCUACCAAUUAUCAAAUGGACUAACAUGUUCUGAUAUUAAUGAAUGUGAUACUAAUAAUGGAGGGUGUACUCAAGUGUGUGUUAAUCAAGUUGGAUCAUAUUAUUGUCAGUGUAACAAUGGAUAUACUCUUGAUGAUGAUACUCAUGGGUGUUCAGGAUACAGACUAGGCAAUAAUAAUAAAACUUGUGAUGAUAUUAAUGAGUGUUCUGAAGGACUGUCAAGUUGUAAUCAGUUGUGUAUUAAUACUAUUGGAAGUUAUGAUUGUGAUUGUUAUGCUGGAUUUGAUUUGAAGAGUGACAACAAAACAUGUCUAGAUAUCAAUGAGUGUACUGGUGAUAAUAGAGGUUGUUCUGAUUCAUGCACUAACACAAUUGGUAGUUAUUAUUGUUCUUGUAAUUCUGGUUACUCACUGAACAGUGACAAGCAUAAUUGCACGGGUAUGUUUAGCUACUACUGA